AUGAAUGAUCGCAAUAGUCAUACAUCGAGACGAACCAUCGGUGGUCAGUCUGUGAGCCAAGACUCGGAGAUGAGUGGAUCUAAUGGGCCGAAGACGUCAAUGAACUCCAGAAGGGAUUGCAGAGAAAAGAGUGACACGAAGUAUAUUUCAUACAACACUCACGUCAACCGAAGAGUUGGUUACCAAGAGUAUAACGGAUCCCAUGGUUUGCCGCCAAUAAUGGCCCACUCAUCACAUAUACGAGACAUGCGGUUCAAUAUGGGCUAUAAUAGUGGACAGCACUACUCAAUGGCCACUAAUCCCUACUACGGGUAUCCCUCCCGUCAGCCAUACUAUGGAUUCGCGGCCCAUACAGCCUAUGGCUCAUCACAAGACCCCAAUUGUCACAACUAUUCCGAUCCAAGUCCUAGAUCUGAGAAAUGCAAACAAACUUUAACUAUCGAUGAAAUCCGGAGAAAAGUGUCAACGUUUCGUCCGUUUAUCAAAACGAAUGACUCGAAUAGCAGAACAAAUGGAUUUAAAUUCUCGAUAAUGUCUUAUAAUAUUUUGUCUCAAAACCUAUUGAAUGAACACAAGUACCUGUACCACCACUGCGAGCCCACACACAUUGAAUGGCCUCGAAGAGGUCACCUAAUUGUGAACGAAUUGCUUGAAUCGGACGCAGAUAUUCUCUGUUUACAAGAAGUACAUUCACAGCACUUCCGGGAGCUGAUUGGUCCGGAGCUCCAGAAAUAUGGCUAUAAUUUUGUCUAUGAGAAGAGAACGGGAAACUUAAUGGACGGCUGUGUCAUUGCCUAUAAGGAGAAUAUGUUUUCGCUCUUGAAAUCCACUAAAUUAGAGCUCAAACGCAAAGACUUGUCAUCUCUUUUAGACAGAGAUCACAUCGGAUUGAUAGUAGAGUUGAGGCCAAAGUCGUUGAAAAGCAAAUCAAAGUUGUUUGUGGCCAACACUCACCUCUUGUAUAACCCAAAGAGAGGUGACGUCAAAAUAACUCAAUUGAGACUUUUGUUGGCAGAGUUGGACCGAUUGGCACUGAUUUCCGCCAAUGAAAACGCCUUUGAAUACAAUCCCAUCAUAUUAUGCGGUGAUUUGAAUAGCGAGCCUCAAUCGCUUCUCCCUAAUUUCAUUACUACGGGUGCCUUAAACCUCAAGGGCUACACAGUUGGCGAUAUUUCCGGACAGCGCAACAGUUACGGCAAAGGAAAUGCUCUGGAAAACUGUAAUUUAGAGUUAUCGGGAAUUACAUCCGAUUCGAGAUAUGAGAGCUCUUCCAGUGAGAGUAGUGCCGAAGACGGCAACACUGAGAAGAUGUCAAUAAAACAUAAUUUCAAAUUGAGAUCUAUUUUCUCGGAUGUGUCUAAUGAUGAGAGAAAUCCUGCCGACAAAUGGGUCUCAACAUCAAAUCGGUUUGAGUCGUCAUUAGUUGACUAUAUCUUCUAUGACUACAAGAAGUUAAAACUGUUGGGAUUUAAUCAACUCAUGACUGCCAACCAAAUGAAAGAAAUCGAGAACAUCCCGAACGCAUACUUAGGUUCCGACCAUUUGUCUCUUAAAGCAAAGUUUCUUAUGAAUUAA
This is a messenger RNA of Oppiella nova, 1575 nucleotides long. The record is from the annotation of a GenBank genome assembly. NCBI's taxonomy places the organism in Eukaryota, Metazoa, Arthropoda, Arachnida, Sarcoptiformes, Oppiidae.